AUGGAUCAACUAGUACGCGAUGUAUCAAACAGAUUGAACGUUGAUGAGGAUGUUGCCCAGACUGCAUUGGGUGCCAUCUUGAAGUUCAUCAAGAAGAAUUACGUGACAGACGAAGGAAGCCUUGAUUUUGAGCAGAUUUUGGAACAUCUCAAGGGUGCCGGGAAGUUGCUUCAAAAGGAAGAAGCAAGAGAAGAGAAGUCCAUCCCGCCUCCCCAAGCUACUAAUACUACGUCGGAUGCAAAAUCGUCUACGGCUACUACUGGUGGUACAAGUUCUAUUGUCGGGAUGAUCAUUCAAGUUCUCAAGCUACUUGGCAUUUUGACCAUGCUCAAGACCUUUCUUGAGCCGAUCUUUGGAGAAUCGGUCACAAGAAUGAUUGACAGUGUGGAGGAGGGGGCAGAGCUCACGGCUGUGUUUCGUGAUCUCAAAAUCGACCGCGACCAAGGAAUCACCAUUCUCAACAUGUUGUGGACUACCAUGCAGGAGAAACUUGAUCAGAAAACCUUGGAACGUAUCAUGUCGUCUAUUCCAGCCCUGCAAACUUUGCUAGAUACCAUAAAAAACAAGAAGGAUGAAUAG
Molecule: messenger RNA, 579 nt
Organism: Cylindrotheca closterium
Lineage: Eukaryota; Bacillariophyta; Bacillariophyceae; Bacillariales; Bacillariaceae
Source: the annotation of a GenBank genome assembly